This is a messenger RNA of Parastagonospora nodorum SN15, 3207 nucleotides long. RefSeq lists its product as hypothetical. Lineage: Eukaryota; Fungi; Ascomycota; Dothideomycetes; Pleosporales; Phaeosphaeriaceae. Gene Ontology annotation, biological process: tubulin complex assembly; post-chaperonin tubulin folding pathway; microtubule cytoskeleton organization. The record is from RefSeq and is a predicted model, not a curated record. Gene Ontology annotation, molecular function: GTPase activator activity; beta-tubulin binding. The coding region runs from base 1 to 3207 and encodes 1068 amino acids. The transcript is spliced from 2 exons.
AUGAGUGCCGGUGAGGAUGACGACGUCAAGCUGCAGCGAGCGUCUGCGUCGCUGAUUACCGACUUCGAACAUAUCCUCCCACGUUUGCUCCGGAAACGCAAGCACGGCUUGGUUCCUGUCGGAGUAAUGCACAAAGCCUGCUCUCUGAUUCUGGACACUCAUCUCAAGACUUUCAUCCCUCCACUUGUCGAUGCCUAUCUCGACACGUUGAGUAUUUCCAGUGAGACACCACAGAAAGCUCACGUGCCGCUUUCCCACGCUGUUUGCUGCAUAUUGAACACCUUCUGCAAAGUUCGCGGUGAAAAGGUCAUCAAGGGCUUCCUCAGCAACGAACCCCGCUACCUCUUGCCAAUCCUCCAAGAGCUCGAGGUUGGCCGCAACUACCGCGCUGGAAAUGGCGAUGCAUGUCCACAUGAACAUGUUGUGCCCUGGGUCGAGCGUUAUAUUCUGCUAUCAUGGCUCUCCCACUUGAUGCUCGCGCCAUUCCCCUUGGCAUCAAUGUCUGGCCUAGAGUCGUCGGAGCCAGUGUCGACACUUCUCGGUGCUGAGCUUCCUGCCAAAGCACCCGCCAUAACGUUGCGUGUGCUGUCUGUUUGUUUUGGCCUACUACGCUCAGCCUCGAAAGAACGUACAGCAGCAGCAAAUCUUCUGGCAAAACUUUGUAUGCGCCCGGACAUGCAGAAGCUCGGCAUGCUCGAUAAGCUGGCCAAUUGGUCCGUGUUGUGCUUGGAGUCUGCAGACGAGACUCAGGGAGACAUUCAUCAGUGUCUUGGUAUGCUUUCUUUCUUAUCGGGUCUUGUCGCAUCGACCACGAAUGAUGAGGUAGCGGGCUCUUUGUCUGCAAUUUACCGUGCAUGUCGGAGCUUAUUGAACCUCAAGCACCUCUCAUGGAUCAAAUCUUCUGCGGUGGCGCGGAAAAUUAUUGUCAAGAUUCUUCGCAACAUUGUGAUACACACCCUGCACCCCACUGCAGUCUUGGUCGAGCUUGAUUCAACGACGGUUCUCGAAGAAGUGAUCGAGUAUUUGCUAGAGGCCGUAGCUGAUGGUGACACACCUGUGCGAUACGGAGCAAGCAAAGCACUCAGCGUGAUCACACUGAAACUUGAAACAGAGAUGGCAAACGAGGUUUUAGAGGCCAUUCUCGGUUCUUUGAAUGAGAGUGUGUACUGGGAAGGCUCGAAACGAAAUCUUAGUGGCGUUAAUGCACUGCGAUGGCAUGGCCUGACGUUGACAUUGGCUCAAUUGUUAUAUCGAAAGGCCAUUGCAACCAGCAGACUACCAGAGGUACUCAACGCUCUACUUCUCUCAUUGAGUUUCGAACAGCGAUCUCCUACGGGUGGCUCCGUAGGUACAAAUGUGCGCGACUCGGCGUGUUUCGGCGUCUGGGCACUCUCAAGACGUUAUGCCACGAGUGAUCUACUUGUGGUGGAUACUGCAGCAAUUCGAGCAUGUGACCACAGGGAAAGUCUGUCCGUACCGCAGGCACUUGCCAUCGAGCUUCUCACCGUCGCGUGUCUAGAUCCUGCUGGUAACAUCAGAAGAGGCUCGUCUGCCGCUCUACAAGAGCUGAUUGGUCGACAUCCAGAUACUGUCGAGCAAGGUAUACCGCUGGUACAAGUCGUCGACUUUCACGCCGUGGGUCUCCGACAACGAGCUAUGUGCGAUGUUGCGACCAGAGUCGGUGAUCUACAUCGCUUGUAUUGGGAGGCACUUUUCGACCAUCUACUUAGCUGGAGAGGAACUGGGGCAUUGGACAAUGACUCUCGUCUGUUCGCUGCCCAAGCUCUAGGACUGUUGACGAAGACACGAUCUCCACACACCGUACGAAUUUUAUCAGACCGCGUUUGCCAUGAGAUUGCCAAACUGCGACCGCGUCAAGUGGAAGAACGACAGGGCCUUGUGUCAGCACUUGCGGCUAUCAUUAACACCUUGAGUGGUCAAACAGCACCUCGCGAUGCGCCGAGUGCAGCAGAAGCUCUUCUCACUAGCAAAAAGGCUUUGCUCCCCCUUUGGCAAUUAUUGAGAACCAGACUACAACUGGAUGACAAGGAUUACACAUCUCCAGCCCUGCGGCCAGAACUGACUGCAUCAUCACUUGCUCUUUUCAUCGCAUCCAUCGCAAGCUUGACUAUACAAUUACCACAAUCUUCCUGGCCAGAAGAUGUCCCUAUAGCAAAUGUUAUUCACGUUCUGAACCUAUGUUUGGCGCGCCAUGAGGACUCAGUCCUUGAAGCGGUCAGACUCACGACCCCGGUAGUUAUAUCGCUGCUAUCAGUGAACAACAAGUCUGUACUAUGUACAACUGUAUGCAGUUGGUUGACGACCCUUGAGAAAGAGAGCUCUUUCAAUGGGUUGCGUUGCGCGGGUCAUGCAAUCGCGCUUGGCUCAGCGUACCCAAUUCUACAAGGACAACCUCCUAACGACCCUAACAGCUUCACGGAUAUCCGGAGACGUAUCAUCGAAGUCCUGACGUUCAGGUGUACAUCGGCUGUCGCAGUCGAGGCCCGGACCGUCUCCCUCCAGGCCCUGACCAUCGUCGUGAGUAGCUCGCACAAGCUCGAAGCACUUGUAGAGAACCAGAUCAUCGCCGCGCUGCACAUCGCUCUGAAUGACUACACUAUAACUGAACGGGGCGAUGUUGGGUCUCUUGUCCGUACAGCAGCUCUGAGGAAUGUGGGGGCGGGAUGGGCGGCCGGCAACCUUCAGCUCGAGGGAAGCGAAGUGCAUCAGAAGGUUCAUGCGGAUGUUUACCGACUCUCACUAGAAAAGCUUGAUAAAAUUCGUGGAGUGGCGUCUCGUAUCCUAAGGAUGCGUAUUCCCUCGUCAUUCGAGAAGUCUGAGACACCAUCUGAAGAUGUCUCCUCUGUAAAGUAUUUCCACGAUGCUCUACAAGUAUUCCUAUCGACUACUCAAGAUACUGUCAAAGAAGCCAUAAUCCUUGGCUAUGUCAGUUCCGCUGGUCUAGGCUCCGAAUCAGUCACCCAUAAUGCCAGGAAGGCUCUUCUGCGAUUUUUUGCUGCGCUGCAAGUUGACUCAGCGAUAGUGACUUCGCAAUUAUCCGUAGCUGACGUGGCGAAUUGCAUGUUGCAACUUUUCAAGAGCAAUAUUGACAAUGAUAGAGUCUUACUUCCACUCCUAGAGACUAUCGCCUUCCUCUUCGAUAUGCGCGUCCUGCAGCGUCUUGUCUCGUCGUCGUCUUUUAAGUAA